AACCAAGAUGGAAACCUCGUAGCAGGCAGAGUUGAAUGCUGGUGUUGUUAUUGUUAAAUAUUCGCUUUCAGAUUUAAGAAUACACAUCGUAAUAUUGUAAACACCACAUCAUCGAUGGAGUAGACACACGAAGAGGUUUGGUAGUCAGAAGGAUGAAUUUCUCCUUUGCUGGGUGUGGAUUUUUAGGGAUAUACCAUGUCGGAGUUGCGAGCUGUUUAAAACAGCAUGUCCCUCACUUGGUAGAUAGAGUGAACUUUGGAGGCGCUAGUGCUGGAGCCAUUGUUGCUUGCUGUUUGAUGUGCGAUUGUUGUCUAGGUGAAUGUACAAGUUUUACUCUGCGAUUAGCCAGCAAAGCCAGGUGCCAUUCUAUAGGACCUCUCCACCCCAGUUUUGACAUCAACCGUAUUUUACGAGAUGCUCUGUAUGAAGUGCUGCCAGAAAAUGCCCAUGAGAUUACGUCAGGACGUUUACAUAUCUCACUAACGCGAGUGUCUGACAGAAAAGCUGUGAUUGUAUCAGAAUUUGAGUCCAAAGACGAACUCAUACAGGUUUGUAGUAACUGAAGUAGAACAUGUCUCUUUCAUUUAAUUACAUUAAUUGUAUGUCUUAAACUUGCUUCAUUUUCUUUUAAUCCUAAUAUAAUGUGUAACAGCUGCAGGUGUUUGUAGGGCAGGAGGUGGUGACGUUUUGGGGGCCCA
Molecule: messenger RNA, 698 nt
Organism: Pecten maximus
Lineage: Eukaryota; Metazoa; Mollusca; Bivalvia; Pectinida; Pectinidae
Product: patatin-like phospholipase domain-containing protein 2
Exons: 2
Coding region: 153-563 (136 amino acids)
Biological process (GO): lipid homeostasis; triglyceride catabolic process
Cellular component (GO): membrane; cytoplasm; lipid droplet
Molecular function (GO): triacylglycerol lipase activity
Source: RefSeq, a predicted model, not a curated record